Molecule: messenger RNA, 3025 nt
Organism: Dunckerocampus dactyliophorus (ringed pipefish)
Lineage: Eukaryota; Metazoa; Chordata; Actinopteri; Syngnathiformes; Syngnathidae
Product: growth/differentiation factor 8-like
Exons: 5
Coding region: 298-1242 (314 amino acids)
Biological process (GO): SMAD protein signal transduction
Cellular component (GO): extracellular region
Molecular function (GO): cytokine activity; growth factor activity
Source: RefSeq, a predicted model, not a curated record
GUGUGCUAACUUUCCCUCGCCACAGAUAGACUACUACUGGAUGUUUAGCAUUUUUCUUUGACCUCAUAUUUGGUCUCAAAUGCUGAUACUAUGUGGGAAUGCAUAAAGGAGAGUGGCCAGCCAACCAAAGAGCGCAGCGGCGACUUAUCCAUGAGGUCACAAAAGACCCCACAACAACAUCCAAAGAACUGAAGGCCUCACUUGCCUCAGUUAAGGGAGCUGAACCGGACCUCCAAGCUGCUGGCGGACGGUACAGAGCUGUGCUCAGCCUGUGAAUUCAGGGAGCAUAGCAAGCAGAUGAGACUCUACAGCAUCAAGUCCCAGAUCCUCAGCAUCCUGCGGCUUGAACAGGCCCCCAACAUUAGCAGGGACAUGAUCCAGCAGCUGCUCCCCAAAGCACCGCCUCUGACGCAGCUCCUGGACCAGUAUGAUCCGCGGGUGGAAGACGAGGACCACGCCACCACAGAAACCAUCAUCACCAUGGCAACCAAGUCAGACUCCAUCCCAACAGACAGGUUGUCCUAUUGCCUGUUCAGCCUCAGUCCAAAGAUCCACCCUGAGAACAUCCUGAGCGCUCAGCUGUGGGUUCACCUGCGGCCAGUCGACAUGGUUACCACAGUCUUCCUGCAGAUCUCACGCCUCAAACCCGAUAAGGAGGGAAACAACACCCGGGUCAGAGUGCGUUCUUUAAAGGUUGACACUGAUGCCGGCGCUGGAUCCUGGCAGAGCAUCGACAUUAAGUCUCUGCUUCAGGCAUGGCUGCGUCAACCAGAGAGCAACUACGGCAUUGACAUCAAUGCUUUUGACCCCCAAGGAGAAGAUCUGGCGGUCACAUCUGCAGAGCCUGGAGAGGAAGGGCUGCAACCGUUCAUUGAAGUCAAGAUACAGGACAGCCCAAAGAGAUCCCGGCGCGACUCAGGCCUAAACUGCAACGAAGAGUCUGCGGAAACACGUUGCUGCCGUUACCCGCUCACUGUGGACUUUGAGGAGUUCGGCUGGGACUGGAUCAUCGCGCCAAAGCGCUAUCGAGCCAACUACUGCUCAGGGGAGUGCGAGUUCUUGCACCUGCAGCAGUACCCGCACGCACACCUGGUGAAUAAGGCCAACCCGCGAGGCACAGCGGGACCCUGCUGCACGCCCACAAAGAUGUCGCCCAUCAACAUGCUCUACUUCAACCGCAAGGAGCAGAUCAUCUACGGAAAGAUCCCUUCUAUGGUGGUGGACCACUGUGGCUGCUCCUGAUGCACACAACACGCAACAGUAGAGCGCAUGGGAGCAGCACUCGAUGCAACGAUUAGAUGCAGUUGUGGAUUUGUAGAGUUUUAAAAAGCUAUCUAUGAGCAACAACACAGUAUCUGUUUUAGUGCAUUUAGUUUUGCACAGGACUGUGAGCCACACUCGGCUGUGAUGGACCCCUGCUGCUUCCUGUCCCUUCUGUCUCAUUUGAGCUUUGGCCAAAAGAAAGCCUGCAUGAUGUCUAACAUGUGCUUUUAUUUGAAAAACAUUGAACUGAAUGCCCUUUCCUUCCCCACGCAUGUUUGCAAACCCCUCACUGGGAAUCACAUGCCAUUAAUUUAUCAGGACAUUUACAGAGGGCGUGUACAAUUUAUAGGAUAAGAUAAGAUAAGAUAAUGUUUACUGUCAUGUUCAUAUUAAGGAAAACAAGAAAAAAAUGAAAUUAUUUUUUUUCUGCUGUCGACAAUGAAUGCCAAACACAACAUAAGAAAUAAUACAAAAGGUAAAAAUGCAAACGAGAAGAAUAAAUAAUGCAGAAAUAUAAACGUACUCAAAGAUCUAAAACGCUUUCAGGGCACACUAUUUUUUUGAUUUAUUGUUCACUAAAUCUAAUCUAAGUCUAAAUCUGUGUUUGUGAGCACUUCCCAAAUAAUGCCAAAAUAAUCCAUCCACCUCAGUGGUGUGGCAUAUCAAGACACUGAUUAGCCAGCAUUAUUGUUGCGCAGGUGUGCUCUUGGCUGGCCACAGUAAAAGGCCACUCCAAAAUAUGCAGUAUUGCAGUAUCUGUUGUGCUUUAGUAGACACAGAGAGUUCAGCUCAUGAAAGAUGGGAGCAAAAAGAAAAGUGUGGUGUUAAUAUUUUUGUUGAGUGUAUGUCCAUCUGGGGGCAAAGUAUAUGUGCGGUGGUAACAAAAUUAUGUAAACUGAGCAAUGUGCAAACAGUAAUAUGUAAAUAGUGAAAUAUGCAAACUCAUCCAAUUUUUUUUUCAUUGAAAAGUGAAAGUCUGCUUUCAAAGGUGCACAGUGUGAGGCAUGAAGGAAUAUGUGAGUUAUAUAUUUGCAUGCUAAUGAUACACACACACUUGCUAGCACACACAUUACACUUGACAAAAUGAAUAUAUUGAUUUUUCUCAUAGAUCAUAUUUCUGCAUGCUAAAUAUUAUAGUAUAAGCUACAGUUGUAAUUGAGGUAAAUCGGGUUUAAAGUAUCGCACACAAUCACACAAUACAGUCUACUAUCACACUGGGAUUUAAGAGGUAUUGACAAGUGGAAAAUCUCUGAUUGGAUCAGCACAAGAUACUUCUAAGGAGACCCCCCUUUUUUGAUCUGAGGGGCGUAGGGUCAGUAUCGGAUAUGUGGCCUCGGACAAAAGAGUGGGGCAGACAUUUUUGAGAGGAGCGAUGAUGUGACAGGAUGUCUCCUUUCUUGAGAUACCUUUCCCAUUACAAAUAGGUGAAAUGGUGGUGAAAAGUAUGCAGAGUUUUCCCCUUGAAGAAAGUGGUGGGGGGGAUGUCAUAAGGAGUUUUGUCUUGAUUUGAUGCUGCGUGCAGAUGUCCCGGGUGUUGUGCUUCAUGGGGUUUUCUGACCCAAACUGUUGGGACACAGUGUCCACAAGAUGCCCGUUACUGUACUGACCUUGAGUUCACAUUUCGUACCAAAGAAGUCACUGCACUCAACUAACUUUAUACUCAGCAAGUCACCAAGCAGAUGGGAAAGGGAAACUUAUAACCUUCUUUUGUUAAAUGACGUGCCAACAGUAUUAAUUGUGUUUAUCCCUGCAACACAUUAAA